This is a messenger RNA of Linderina pennispora, 753 nucleotides long. RefSeq lists its product as uncharacterized. The transcript has 2 exons. NCBI's taxonomy places the organism in Eukaryota, Fungi, Kickxellomycota, Kickxellomycetes, Kickxellales, Kickxellaceae. The record is from RefSeq and is a predicted model, not a curated record. The coding region runs from base 1 to 753 and encodes 250 amino acids.
AUGCCGCCUACCGAGCAGCUGUCAGAGUACGAGCAGCAGCGUUUGGAGAACAUCAGGCGCAACCGCGAGAUCCUCCAGUCGCUCAACAUUGGCGAUGGGCCUUUGCUCGGGGCGGCGCCGGCAAGGAUACGUGGUGAAAGCGCAGACGAGGUGACCAAGGCUGAAGAGCAGGUUAUCGAGAGCAACGACGCGACCGAGUUCUACCACCUGCCGACAGAGCACUUCUCGACAGAUGUCGUGAAGAAGGCGGUGCACGUAGACGGGCACUACACGGGGUGGGUGGAGCCUGGGGUAAUGCAGCGGCUUGGGAUCAAGGGCAGCGCGACGGAGGCAUGGGAAAGCGAGGGCGGCGGAAAGUUUUCGUUCAAGGACCCAUUGGGAACCGGCAAGAAGAUCAGCAAGAGGGCGCUACCUGCGGGCCAAUCCGCAGCCAAAUACGUAUCGUCGCAGAUGCUGAGGAAGAAUCCGAAUGCGUAUUUCUAUAGGAACACCGAGCCGGGGGUUGAUCAGUGGACAGGUGACUGGACCGAUGAGGAGAGGGACUUGUUUAUAGAGACGGCGACGGAGUUUGGGUGCGGCGACAAGUGGGGGUUGUUCUCGACGUAUAUCCCGCACCGUGUCGGGUACCAGUGCAGCAACUUUUAUAGGCAGUGCAUUAUCCCAGAGGGCUGGGUCAUCGACGACAACUACCGCCUGGACAGUGGGGGCAAGGCCGUGUAUGUCGGAAACCACAAGCGGAGGGGUGCAAAGUAA